UCCAUAUAUUUACGCUACUAUUAUUUCCUUUCGCGUUCCUGUCCUAAGUACUUAGCUUUCUCAAAUAUAUACGGAUUGCCCAUUUGUCAUUAGAAAGUAAAAGAGCCUGAUCUUUUCAACUCACUUGACAACAAGAAGAAAGAAAAGCCGAGUUUUAUGAUUUUCGUGCAGACUGAAUCUAACCGACACAAAGACUCAAACGGGCACAUCGACAAUGUAAGCUAUCUUUAUUUAAUCCUGCUUUUGUUCCUACUGUUCGUUUACGUCAUGCCCAGGUAGAAAGUAAUGUAGGUUUUCUUGACGUUUAUUCGAAAUCCCUUUAUCAGGUUAUUCAGGUUGGCGCAGACAGAGAAGAAUGAACUGAAACACUUGUGAUCGUAUCUUAAUUGCAUCUUAGCUGUCUACAUCAACGGCAGCAUUUCUUUCUGUAUAAAGAACACAGUGAUACUCAGCUUCUCUAAUCCUCAACCUUCUGCACAACGAGGGAAGAGCCAAGGGAAAAAAUUCCGUGAUGAAUUCAAACUCUAGCUUUGAUUUUCAAAACAUUUUUACAGGUACUGUAACGUCUGCACGCAAAACUAGGUCCUUGAUGGUACGGAUUCUCGGUUGAAAGCACAGUUCACACGAGUUUCAGUCCGCCAUGUUAAACACUUUGUUCUCUACCCAUAGUGCUCCUGCACUCGGUUGCACAGACUGCCCAUUAUUUACAUUCAUUAACCUAUGACAUUUGUCUCUUUAAGUCUGACAUUUAUCUAAAAUAGUUUUUUGUUAACACGGUUUUCAUGGUCACCAUCUCUUGACAUCUAAAAUCAAUCACAUAUCAUCAUCAUCAUCAUCAACUGAAACUGGGCAAUAGUGUACCGAAGUAAGUGUGGCAUUGUGUUUUAAUCUCAUAUUCCAGUUAUACAAAUCCAGAUUUGAUGGCGUGGUCAUAUAUUGCUUUGACCCUAUUUUUCACUUUCGAACAUAAUGUCACAUCCAAGGUGACAGCUCUUUAGAAUUCUGAUGCAUUUUACAUGUGACAAGUUGCAAGUGCGUUAUUCUAUUGACAUUGUCACAGCUCUGUUAAAAUACCUAGGCGUAAUCAAACCUUGCUCCACUAGCUCAAAAAAUCGAGGGCAUUUCCAUCUUCAGCAGCUUCAAGAAAGACUCGGCCACCAUAUUAAAACAAGUCUGUUUCGUUGCUCCUACAAGUAUAUACCUGUUUGCGUUCACAAUUAAGAUGCACAAUACAUAUUGAAAUUGAAACUAAACGUUUUGUGAAGAACCGCGAAAAUUGUUACGUACAAGUAAGUCCAUAAGUCUAUUGUCUACUUGCGAAUAUUCCAUUUUCCCAAUUAUUCUUCAUGACACGUUAAUUACGUACUACACUCAAGUCUUCUUGGUAAGUGAAGGAUUGUAUCUAUCCCUUGGCCGAUGUAAUUUCCGCUUUUCGUAAAAAUGUUACGACUUAACAAAACCCCUUGGUCUGUUUGUUGACACUGUAAGACAAACAGUCAUUACAAUUUUUAAUUAAACGUAAAGUUUUUCCGUAUUAUCUUAUUUCCAUGUAGUAUAACCAGAUGCACACUGUACUAAUCAUAAGCCAGCACAUACGACAGCAACCCGGUAAAACCAAAAACUUUGGAGAAAAAAGUGAGGAUUGUAAAAGGUACAUUUAGAAACUUGUUCUGUGACAGGUAAUCAAGAAAGCAAAAGUUACAGUGAAAGAACCAUCCUUAGAGGUUACUAAACGUCGGUGCUUGAGUUAGUAUGCCAUAGUAUAUCAACCGUUGUUAACACAGUAUUCUAUAGCAUAUUUCAAUCAUUUUUUUAAGAUUCACAAGGAGUUCAGUAUUCGUUAGCCAAUAUUGGGGUAAUGAAUUGGGUAAAGCAGAGACUAGACAGCAGUUAUUCUCGUUAUUGCCUGACGAGACGGUUUCAAUGAAAUCACCAUUAUGACAGAUAUGAAAUAGGUAAAAAGAAGAAACUAUAACUGAACUUUUGCUUGUGAUUUUUGUUGUCAAGUGCUACUUCAGGCAGUAGAACACAACUCAGUUAGGUCUCACAAGUAUGUAAAGUCAGAACUAGAACUAAGAACAUGGCGGGUCCUACACACGUUAUAUAUAGUUUCCAGGCCCUUACGGUUCCAACCGACUCGCGGGCUCAUAGCAAUAUAAUAUCAACAAUUUUGAAAACCCAGGGAUGGGUUAUUGUUUUCAAAGGCUUUUAACCCUAUUUAUUUUUUGCUUCUGCCCCCUCUACAACUUCAAAACCUUCUCAUAAUACGGCCACUUGACCGGCACAAUGACGUAAUUUGACGUCAUUAUGACGCUAUAUUAUUGAAUUUAUUGGCAGAACCCAAAUUUCAUCAAUUUUCCCCUCAAAUGGUCAUAAAGGAAAAAGCCUACGUAAUAGUUUAUCUGAUAAAAAGAUAGAGUUUGCCAACAUAUAAUCUUUAACAAUAGCAGUGAUGACAUCAUGACGUCAUCUAAUGUAACAGAAGGUAAUAGAACAAUCCGCCAUGAUUUUGGAUCUGUCAUUUUUAAUUAAUUAAAUGUAUUCCAAUUUACUUAAAACCCAAGGUAUAAAACCCGAUAAUCGUGAUAGAAAUUUUGAUCUAUGUAUAAAAGGAUGCUUACCGAUGUGAUCAAAACGCCGUUAUACUGAGGUUCCAUAUCAUUUAUUAGCAAUUUUAUAGGUGAUCCACCCAGAAGGUUUUUAAAAAUUGUACGUAAAUAAGGUACAAUUAACAGUUUCCUCAGAGUGGCACCUUUUUAUUGGAAAAUGGAAAAGUUUGCCUACUCAGGAAACUUCAGAAAUUGAUUACCAAACAUCAGAAAAGUGAAAUGUUUACACUUAUCGUAACGAAUGCGAGCGAUGUAAUUGAAUUUGAUGGCGAUUCGGAUCUGAAAUUAACAUUGAUGUAGAGGGAGUCUAUGCGAUUAUUUCAUUGGUUCAAAAAGGCCGGCACCAUCUUUAUAAAGCAUAUUUUAGACGAUUGUUUGACUUUUGAACUUCUAAAUGAAUCCUUAUAGAGUACUGAGAGGUACUCAAAGUUUCAUUUCUCGAAACAGACUGUAUUUCAGAAAAUUGGCUUUUGCCUAAUAUUUUGAUUUGAUGCUGAUUUAUUAAUGGCGAAACUUUUGUUGGUGAAAGACUUUUCAUUGUUAUAUUUGUUUUUUGGGUGAUAUGCAAAUGCGUAAAUCAAACACACCUGUUCAUCGAGCUUUGCAAGCACGUUCAGUCGAUUAUCGCUUUAGUACGAAAUCUUAAUUGUGGUCUAUCAGAAGUCAUUUCUUUCAACAAACUAUAGCAAUUAUCUUUUUUUUUCUUACAGAAGAAACAGCCUGUGAUACAAAUCCCUCAAGGACAAACAGCUCGUGAUAAACGUCUUUGGAUCUACUUUCUGAUUGAACGCCAAACAAGCAACGAAGUUAAUCUGUAAGCAUCAGACACAAGACAGUCACAUGAUAUAGAUCUCAGAAGGGCAGGCAAACUACUAUCAAUGGCAGACUCUGGAAACAAUACGCAGUCUGCUUUCGUCCAUUCAUCUGGAAUUCGCUUGGACACGAUUCCCGCCAUUAUCAUGAUGGUUGCUAUUCUGUUAAUAAACGGUGGUGUGAUUCUGCUCAUUUGCUGCUUCUCCUCUCUUAGAACCACCAGUAACCUUAUCCUCUGCAGUUUAGCCGUGUCAGAUUUUCUCGUGGGUUUCUUGGGUAUACCUCUCGUUGUCGCAUGCAGCGCUACAUUUUUAACUCCAGUUUGCCUGAGCGCCAACACAUUUUUCACUUUUAUGUCAAAGUCAACGGUGCUACACAUCACUGCCAUGACUUGCGAUCGAUACAUCUACAUAAAUUGGGCUAUGCGGUAUCGCCAUAUCGUCAACCGCUUCAGGGUCAUGACAGUUCUGGUUUUCAUAUGGCUCAUAAGUCUGUCUUCUCUGAUUCGUCUAUCAUGGACCUUGCACGUCAAUACCCACAACGCCGCAGAAGACCUGGGUCUUGUUAAAGAAGAAGAAACGACUUACCUCCUAUUCAACCUCAUCGUUUUUUUCGGAGUUUUACUGAUUGUUAUGGUUGCGUUAGACGCACGUAUGUUGCUGUUAAUACGGAAACAACGUCGAAGAAUAUCACAAGAAAACUUGCCAGCCGAUUUUUUAAGACACGAAAAGAAGAAACAACGACGUAAAAGAAGGGCUGUCCUGACAUGCGUAUUGCUGUUAUGUCUUUACGUGCUAUUUUGGUUGCCUUAUUUCAUUCUUGAGCUCGUUCUUCAGGAUCCACGUAUCCCAGAAUUCGUUAUCACUACUAUUUACUAUCUAAGGUUGUGCCCAUCGCUCUUCAACCCAGUGGCGUACACUUUAAGAAAACUUGACUUGAGGAGAAAAGCAAAAUACAUUCUGUAUAAGAUAUUUACUUGUCGGCCCCUUAAGGGCAUGUCACAAAGACCUUUCAAGCAAGUGCAAAGUAGUCUAGCGCACGUGUGAGGAAGGUUAAAGGGCCAUAUCGUUUUUCUUUGAGACAUCAAUUAGCUUAUGGCCUGGGUCAUAUGGGCUUUAUACUACAACAGGAGAAAUUUGUGCAAUUUGAUUGGCUUAGAGCAGUGGUAUUUCAGCUUAAUUUGAAAUACUUACAUGUGAAAAUUACAAACCUUUUUUUGGGUGGUAUUGUACGUGAUAUUUGGCAUAAAUACCACUCGC
Molecule: messenger RNA, 4681 nt
Organism: Porites lobata
Lineage: Eukaryota; Metazoa; Cnidaria; Anthozoa; Scleractinia; Poritidae
Source: the annotation of a GenBank genome assembly